This is a messenger RNA of Lathyrus oleraceus (garden pea), 861 nucleotides long. RefSeq lists its product as uncharacterized. The transcript is spliced from 2 exons. The record is from RefSeq and is a predicted model, not a curated record. Lineage: Eukaryota; Viridiplantae; Streptophyta; Magnoliopsida; Fabales; Fabaceae. The coding region runs from base 1 to 861 and encodes 286 amino acids.
AUGGGCAUCCCUGAUGAUGAGAUUCUGGAUGUUGCUCCUCUCUCUGUUAUUCCCGCCGCAGACAUUAAUUUGAACCAACCCAUCUCCAUUGAUGCCUCCGCUUAUGCAUGUUCCAAUCAAGGUAAUCCCUCUAGUAUUCCUUCUGGUUCAACUCCUGUCACUAAGAAUAAGGAAGGAACACACUAUACUGAUCGUGUUAUAAGAGACAUAGUUACUAGAAUUCUUAAUGAAGGCCACUAUGUGAAGGGGGUUUCUACUCCCCUUUCUCAAAUGUAUCCCCCUCUUAAGGUUGAACAACCUAGUGGUAAGGGUGAUGACUCCUUUAGUUCUGAAAAAGGCUUGGCUGCUGAACGGUUGCGCUCUCUAGGGAAAACCGUGUCUGACAAAGGGAAAUUUGUGGCCUCUAACAUGGAUAAUGCUUCCCACUCUAAGAAUCAUGAUGAUGCAAAUGUUGUGAUUGAUCUAGAGAAUGGAAGCUCUGAUGAUCAAGAGGAAAGCUUGAUUCAUCACAUAAAGCCAAGUGUGGCUAAACGCAUGAAGACCCGCAAAGGAAAAUCUAGUGAUGAACUUAUGUCAUCUAGAAAAGCUAAGAAGACUGCUGGCAUUGGUCCCUCCAAACCAUGGAGCAAGAAAACUACUUGUAGGAAGUCUCCUAUUAAAGUACCUGUUGUUCAUUUGGAUAACAUCUCCUUCCAUCUUGAGGAUGGAGCUGCUAAGUGGAAAUUUGUGAUUCACAGAAGGGUAGCUGUGGAAAGGGAAUUGGGAAAAGAUGUUGCUGAUGUCAAGGCGGUCAUGGACCUGAUACAAGCUGCUGGGCUUUUGAGACUGUUGCUGGGUUCUCUCAAUGCUAUGAAGAUUUAG